Saprolegnia parasitica CBS 223.65 is the source of this 1167-nucleotide messenger RNA. RefSeq lists its product as hypothetical. The record is from RefSeq and is a predicted model, not a curated record. The transcript has 18 exons. NCBI's taxonomy places the organism in Eukaryota, Oomycota, Saprolegniomycetes, Saprolegniales, Saprolegniaceae. The coding region runs from base 1 to 1167 and encodes 388 amino acids.
AUGCCAGAGCUGCCAACGAUGAAGAAGCCGCUUUCGCUGGCACAGCAACUCGAAGCUGCCGAGGCGCUUGCGCAACAGCUGCAAGCCGACGUGAGUACCAAGCGAGCGAUCAUCCAGAGCCUCGAAGGCAUCGCCAAGUCGGACGCCAAGCUCGUGCGCGACUGCUUUGACCAGAGGACCUCCGUGGGUGCGGUCUUUUCUAAAACGCGAGCCACACCAACCACGCGAGAGGGCAAGAAGGAGCUCGUGACGACCAAUGCGGCCUUGGUGCUCGCGAUCGCCGACAUCGAAGCCAACCUUGCAACGCUUCAAGCAACGAUUCAAUCGUUGCGGCACAAGCCGACUGCCCGGCUCGCCCAGCGCCGACUCUCGACGUUGGCCGAAGUGUUCGAGACAGACGCCGAUGUCGGACGUCUCAUCGAACAGUUUGAGCUGCUCCUUCGCCAAAUACUGCCAAAGUCCGCGCUGCACUCGAUCAAGGCCAAGCGCAUCCUCAUUGCGCUCGAGACGAUCGACGGCACCAGUCUCAAAUCUAUUGAAAUCACACUGGGCGACUACCUUCCGUUUCUAUUGCCACUCGCGCCGUCCACGAGCAAGAAGAAGUCGUCGGCGCGGCACCCGGACGAGGACGAAGACGAGUCGUACUUUUCCCACAGCGCGGUCGAUGCCCUCGUCGUCAAAUUCACGUCGCGCUUGCGCCCACAUCGCCACAUGCCCGCCGCACGCCACCAUUCGCUUCUCGUUGCCUCCUCAGCGGCGGCAACACUGCCCGUCGAUGACGCAUCUGCACACGGCAAGCCAAGCAGCCAUGGGCGAAGUUCCAAGGUCGAGGAAUUUGCAGGAGAGACAGCGCCGUCGCUGCUUGACGCCCCCAAGCUCAUGACGCCCGACCAGCUCUUGCCCAUCAAUGAAAACGGCUCCAAGACCAAGGACCUCCUCUGCACCAAGACGGAUACCAAGGCUCCCGAGGCCGCGUCGCGCCUUCGCCGAGCCUCCGUCUCUUUGUAUGUCGAUCGCACCAGUGGCAGUGCCAAGGCGCCGCGAGAUGCGGCUGCGCAUUUGGGGGAGCAGGCGAUUGCGAGGCGCACGGAAAUGAGUCGCAUGAACGACUUUGAGCGCAUUGCGCUGGCCGACAAACGGCUGAAAACGGACGGUAGCUUCUCGUAG